Molecule: messenger RNA, 1036 nt
Organism: Rhopilema esculentum
Lineage: Eukaryota; Metazoa; Cnidaria; Scyphozoa; Rhizostomeae; Rhizostomatidae
Product: DNA polymerase epsilon subunit 4
Biological process (GO): DNA-templated DNA replication
Cellular component (GO): epsilon DNA polymerase complex; nucleus
Molecular function (GO): protein heterodimerization activity
Source: RefSeq, a predicted model, not a curated record
AAAGCAACACAUAACCUAGGCUGAAGCAUGUAAUGUUACAAUCUGAACGUAAUUCUGUGGAAAAUUAUGUAGAUUUCUAAAUCCUAAUUUAAGGUUAUUUUUCAUAUUGGAGGCCCAUAAGUUUCGGGCCAGCUACAGGAAAGAUUGGUAUUUAAGGGGUACUUAAAAAUAUAUUCAAAUUUUUUUAGGAAUGUCAGUAAAGUCAAGUGAAUAUGAAAGUUGAAUAAUUUCUGCCCUCAAUUUCACAGAAGGCGUUUCGUUCGGAAGCUUAAAAGGCUACAGAUAACAAAUAACUAAAUUCUUAAUUUUUUAUUUGAAAUGAGAUCAUAGUCGACACAAACGAGGUUAUUUGGCGGGAAAUCUGUCAUGGCGGCUUCCUCGAUAGAAAUAGGAUAUGAAGAAAUGGAGGCAGAAAAUGGGGACAUUGACCUAACCCAAUCGCCACCUGACGACAGUGUAGCUCAAGCUGAUGGAGAAGAAAAGCAAAGCAAUUCUCGCCUCGCACAACUGCCGCAUACGAGGGUUCGAAACAUGAUGAAACUCGAUAGUGAUCUUCAUAUUGCGAGUCAAGAUUCCGUUUUUCUCGUAACAAAAGCUGCUGAAUUAUUCAUCCAAUUUAUUGCAAAGGAAGCCCAUCAAAAGUGUGUCCAAUCCAAAAGAAAAACAAUACAAAAGAGAGACCUUGAUACUGUUGUCCUUGACAUAGAUUCUAUGGCAUUCUUAGAAGGUGUUUUGGACUGAAGUAUGACCUGAAUAUAGAAGAUUUAAUGGAAAAGCAAGAUCUGCCGCAUUCUUAGAAUAUAUUUCAAGAAUGAAAUUAAAAUUGGCAACAAAGAUGGAAAUGCAAGAAAAAGAAACUAUUCAAAUUUCAGUGGAAAGAUAGGUUCUGUUCCUUGGUUAUUAACACUGUAAAAUUUAAUCUAGAGAUAAUCAUGUGUUUUGUAAUAAUAUAGAAUCAAUUGGUUCUUUAGAAGAAAACCUUGUGUACUUGCAGAGGAUCCUAACAUUUUGAGCGCUUCUUUAGGUUGUGAUUCUU